Hemibagrus wyckioides is the source of this 7745-nucleotide messenger RNA. Its product is annotated as hyccin 2-like. Gene Ontology annotation, cellular component: plasma membrane. Bases 428 to 2083 code for a protein of 551 amino acids. Lineage: Eukaryota; Metazoa; Chordata; Actinopteri; Siluriformes; Bagridae. Gene Ontology annotation, biological process: protein localization to plasma membrane; phosphatidylinositol phosphate biosynthetic process. The record is from RefSeq and is a predicted model, not a curated record. The transcript has 13 exons.
AGAUAAAAUGAGUGUGCUGCGGCUGAGCGGAGGGAAAUGUCGGUGAGAGAAGGAGGUUCAGGUAUCGCUGCGUGUCCGUGUGUGUAUUUAGAUGUGACAGCUAAGAACAGGGGCUUUAGUAGCGCUCUUUGGGGAUUGUAGGAGUGUGCGGUGACAUCCUGUAAGCGGCUCCGGGACUUUGGUGAGGGAGAUAAAGCGGGGUUACGGAGCGGUGACCGGAAUGACAGAGAGCUUGAUUCACUGACACCGGAGAGCAGAAACAGGGGAGAUUUGCAUAGCCAAAGCGCUGAGUGACCUCUCGGACCUGAGCUCUGGGCUGGGGACUCACACUGCACCUGGUGAGCAGUGGGAGAGCAGCAGAUGUCUGGCUACAUGGAGGCCCGAGCUCUUCACGCAGUGACGAUCUGAGUAUCGGGAGAGAGCGAGGAUGCUGGGGGAGGGGAGAGUAGUGGAGGAAUGGCUUUCAGAAUUCAAGACAUUACCCGAGUCUCAAUUCUCCAGCUAUGCGAGCUCUCUCUAUCGGAAGAAGAACCUGGUUCCGGCUCUCUACAAAGUCAUCCAGGACCCCAACAGCGAGCUUUUGGAACCAGUGUGCAAUCAGCUGUUUGAACUGUACCGGAACUCAGACGCCCGCCUGCGCCGCUUCACCCUGCAGUUCCUGCCCGAGCUGGUGUGGGUUUACCUGCGACUCACAGCCAGCAGAGAGCGCCAGAUCAACGGCUGCAUCGAGGCUCUGCUGCUGGGCAUCUACAACCUGGAGAUUGUAGAUAAAGAGGGAAACGGCAAGCUGCUGUCUUUCACCAUUCCUUCCCUCUCUAAACCAACGAUAUAUCAUGAGCCCUCCAGUCUGGGUUCCAUGGCUCUGACAGAGGGAGCUCUAAGUCAGCAUGAUCUAAUCAGAGUGGUUUACAGCGGCCUGCAUCCCCAGAGAGAGACCUUCACCGCACAAAACAGGUUUGAGGUGCUGUGUUUCCUCAUGCUGUGCUACAACUCGGCCGUGGUGUACAUGCCCUCCUCCUCAUACCAGGCCGUGUGCCGCAUGAGCUCGAGGUUGUGUGUGUGUGGGUUUCCACGGCAGCAGCAGAAGACGUGGCGUGAACCCUGUAACCGCGUGCUGCUGGACCCUGAGUUCAUGGUGCAGAUGCUCACUGCCGUCUAUCAUGCCAUUUAUAAUGGCGAGUGGGAUCUGGGCAGAGAGGCACUGGAUGAUAUCCUGUACAGAGCUCAGCUGGAACUCUAUUCUGAGCCUCUACUGUUGGGGAACGCGAUGAAGAACUCCUUGCCGGACAGCGCUCCGGAUGGCUCUCGAGGGAAGAAAGUACUGCAGGUGGAGGUGACUCCGACCGUCAGGAGGAUCUCUCGCUCCGCAGUUACUGCAGCCUCGAUUCGCAGGCUUCGCUGGAAGAGAGAAGAUUGUUUUGACUUCUCGACCGAGGCUGAGUUCAACCUCUCCAUCCGUUCCGGUCUACAUGCUUCACCGGAGCCGGCAGCCAAUCCUGUGCGAGGAGGGAGGGGCAUACUCACAGUCUCACUUGAGGAUGCUGAUGGCAUGAGCGGAGGUGAAGAGUCCAUCAACCUGAACGACCCCGACGAAGGGUUUUCCUCCGGCGCAUCCAACAGCAGCCAGCCGAGCACAGGCAGACCCGCGGGGAGCGGAGGUGGACGAGCCAGCACGCAAAAGAGCUCCAAGAAGAGCAGCUCAAGUCGCACACACCGGGAAAAAGAGAGGGAUAUCUCUGCCGAGAAGCAUAAAGAGCCGCAGCACUCACAGAGAGCUCAGUCUCCUCCACCCGCCAUCAUGCUGGACACCAUCGAACUGAUGCCCAUGGAGAAGACGCAGACCCUGAGCCGGACCUGCAGCAUGAACGCCGGCGUGAGCGGAGAGCCAGAGGAAGGAGGGACCGACGGAGGACUUUGCGCCGGUGGAGGACCUGGAGGAGCGCAUCGCCUUUCCAGCCUCAGUCUGAAAGAGGAACAUCUGGUGCGGCCUGACGGAGGGAAAGACCUGCUGUCUCCCGGAGCUCCUCUUACCAAGCAGUCUCGCUCGCCCAGCUUCAACAUGCAGAUCAUAUCGCAGGUGUAGCUCACAAACCUGCAUCACAGUCAUCUCUUCUGCUUCCUGUUUUUCUCCGUCCACGUUUUUUUUUUAAAUCAGUACCCUGAUCAUCAGGGUGGGUCUCUCUUUCUCUCUCUAUCUCUCUCUCUCUCUCUCUCUCUCUCUCUCUCUCUAUCUGUGGGUUUUCCACUCAUUUUAUGCAAAUCUGAUUUGGCCCAAAUGAAACGGCAGCAAAAUUUGGUUUAUUUCAAAUGGGUUAGAAACAUUGUAUAAAAAAAUAUAUAUGCAGAUUAUAUAAAAUUAACAAUGAUGGAAAUUUGUGAACCAUUUUGUCAAAUAUUUGGACAGAAACAUAGCUUUCUUCUCUGUCUCUAUCUCUCUCUCUUUCUAUUUUCCUCAGACCAAAACAAGCAUUCCACUUUUAACUGACCAAGACAUUGUGAUGUUUUGGUUUCGGCUGUACCGCCUGAUCUACGCUGGUCACGUCUCAGACGCAUCUCUAACGUAGAGUUGUGGUGAACACACUGCCUCAUGAACGCUCAAGAGAAACAAUACAGGAGAGCGAAGUCAUUUUGAAAAAGAAGCUAAACAUUAAACCCCAAUGUUUUCGGGGUAAAUACAGGCCAGUCCCCAAUAUUAAAGCUAUUACCUGUGUUUCAAGUUCAGCAUUGAGUGUUUGAACCACUUUUGAGGCAGUCGAGAUGCAGGGCGAGUUAUUCUGGCUCUAACCAGUAGAGAUCAGGCAGAUUAUAAUUAUUUAUUGUUCUGGGACUUCAGAGAUUAGUCUAUAUUUUUAAAAAAAAAAGUAAGCAAUAAAUCUUAGGUUGUUCAUCUGACACAAAGCAAUCACUGCAGUGUCUCAGUAUGCAUUCCUGCUGAACUCCUGGGUCCUGUGCAAUUUCGAUCAAGGUCUUAUUAUUAUUAUUAUUAAAAAUAAAACUUAAUAUUUUGUUCUUUAAAUCUCUACGUUCCGUCUCAAAGACGGAUUUAUAAUUUGUAAACGUUUUCAAUUUCGAACAAAGUCAUAUUUCGUCUUUACCAUUUUUUUUCUGCGACCUUGCCUUGAUUUUGCUUUAAAAAAAUCAGCAGUCUAUUACUAUAGAGUUUGAACUGUAUGAUUUGAGGGUGUUUUUUUUGUUUUUGUUUGUUUGUUUGUUUUUUAAUCAGCCUGUUUAAUUCGAACGACAGUGUAUUUCGUUGACUUCUAGUCGUUUUAGAGCUGUCUACCAGAGGCCAAGAUGUUUAAGAAUGUCGUGGGUUUGUAUCUGAUGAUCUGAACCCAAGCAAGAGAAUUGUACAAAUGUGUGGAGGAAAGAAAAUGCUGCUGAGUUGAACGAUAUUUCACGUGUAUGCUGAGAGAGCCCUGGUGCUUUCUGGACCGGCGCUGAGUGGGCGAACAUUUCUCACGACUUUCCUCUUCAACAGAUUUGUGAAGAAGCGUGAUUCUGAUGUGCUGGUGUCAAACACACAUGGUUAAAGCUGUAAUAUCCUGUAUUAUCCUCAGAAGUCCUUUUGUGUGUGUGUGUGUGUGUGUGUGUGUGUGGGUCUUGUGUUCGUGUCAGGCAAUCAAACAGGGAUCCUCGAUUCAUUAGUUCUACCUCGUCUUCUUUCCAUCAGCCGUUCAAACACUGGACCCUCGCGCUGUCUGGCUGCGUGCUGAAAAAUCCCUGAAAAUGAUUGAUUGAUGGAAGAUUUGUGGCUGAAUGUUUAGUCAUGGUUCUUCUGUCCAACAUCGUUUCCGUCAAGGAUCUUUGUAAUUCCUUCCUAUUCGUGUGAUCUCUCUUGAUGGUGCAUUAACCCAGAAACUCCAUCUAGUGGUCGAACCUGGUGACAUUUUAUUCUUGCAGGAUAAUCAUAAGCAUGUAGGUGUCAGUCAGUCCUCUGUAUGUGUGGGUGGGUGUGUAUGUAUGUGUGUAGGUGGAUGUGUGUGUGUUUUACCCUGUUAGCCCAUCUGCAUACACGUCAUGCUUUCGCUGUCUGAUUUUACAUUCAUUCACCGAGCAGGAUUUCAGUUCAGUAAUGGCCGUCACUGCACAUUUGGUUAAUGUGAAUGUUGGCUUUCAUCCAUCGUGCUCUUUAGUGUACACUGAGCCGGUGAGUAGACGUGUGCAUCGGGACUGGAAACUCCAAGAUCCAAUUAAAUUUAGUCUAAAAACAAGAGAUGCAAGUUGAAGUUGCAAGAAAUGAUGGAAUUAGUGAAAAUGUCUAUACUAGGCAAAAGCAGGAGAUUGGGAACAGAUUGGGUUGAUGAAACAUUCUGGGGUCUCUCCAUGAGAGUGGGCAGAAUUAAUCAAACUUUCUUCAUGGGUGAAUAGGAAUGGUCAAGCUUGGCAUUCUGUGAGUGCAGGAGGGAUUACUGUGGGACAUGACAGGAUUGGUCAGACUUUUCACAGGAAUGUUUUCAGUGGGGGAAGGUGGGAUUGAUCAAACUUGUUGGGAGCAGAUGAGAUGAAUCAGGCUCUCUGCAGAUUUCAGGAGCAGGCAGGGUUGGCCAAACUUUCCGCAGGCACAGGCAGGAUUCGUCAGGAUUUCUUCAAGAGUAGGUGGAAUUGGUCAGAAUUUCUGCAAGAGAAGGCAGGAUUGGUCAGAAUUUCUUCAGGAGCAGGUGGGAUUAGUCGGACUUUCUUCGAGAGCAGGCGGGAUUGGCCAAACCUUUUGCAGGCAUAGGCAGGAUUGUGCAGAAUGUAUUCAGGGGCAAGCGUGAUUGGUCAGACUUUCUGCAGGAGCAGGCAGGAUUGGUCAGAUUUGGUCAGACUUUCUUCGGGAGCAGGCAGAAUUGGCAAAACAUUUUGCAGGCACAAGUGGGAUUGGUCAGACUUUCUUUAGGAGGAGAUAGGAUUGGCCAAACGUUUUGCAUGCACAGGGGGGAUUGGUCUGACUUUCUUCAGGAGCAGAUGGAAUUGGCCAAAGGUUUUGCAGGCGCAGGUCAAACUUUUUGUGGAAACAGGAAGAUUAGUCAAAGGUUCUGUGGGAGCAUGCCGAUUAAUCAGACUUUCUCGGGAGCCAGUGGGAUUAGUCAAAUGUUCUGAGGAAUUGCUCAGAAUUCCUUUGGGAGUGUGAUUUUAAAACCAGCCCCUCUGCACACUUCUACCACCGAGUCCUCAUUAUUGUAACUCACGUCUUAUCUGAUGUGCCAACAGCCUCCUGAGAGCGACUGUUUCAAUUUGUGUGGUUUUGUUUUGUUUUGUUUUUUUUGGUUCAAUAGCAGUCUUAAUCAGUUGAAUGUAAAUUAGAGAAGGUGUGUUGUAUUUGGAUAAAAGUAUCACAGUGUCUUCUACAUCUGUAAUGUCGCCCAUGCUGAGAAUGAUAUUUUUUUUUUUCUGUGAAGCUGUUGAGUGUACAUACCUUACUGUGGUAUGUAUGUGGUGCACAUCUACAGAUGUCCGAUAUUCCUGUAGGUUUGGUUUCUCUUUUGUGAGUCAGAGGAAAGCACAACCUGUUGCAUCAGUCUGCUGUAACCUUUAGAUUUAUGGUUAGAGUUAAGGUAGAGUGGUUAGUGUGUGUGUGUGUGUGUGUUUCGGGCAGAGUUUCUGGACAAACCGUGGAGAUGAUAUCUUACUCUACAGUCCUGAAUUAAUUAACUCUACGGUGAAAGUGUGUUAGGAUGAGAUUCGCUGUAACGUCUUCACCUCCUGUCUGUGACGUGGAGGACCUGCUGGUCUGUGCAUUUGCUGUACAGUUUGUUCUUCACCUCCCUGUACUGUACAUUUGUCUCUGCGCUUACCCAUUUCUCCUCAUGAAGGCUUCCUUCUAGUUGGAACACUAGAACACAAUUUGAGACCACUUUGAGAAACCUUGCUCGUCCCUGAGAGCCGUACCCUCACGAACACCUCCUUUCUAGCUAUUAUUUUUCUUUCUCUUGAAAGGUUAAGGUGUGUGACCUUAAGGAGCACUACUGUACCUUUUUAGAUGCACACUCCUCAAGCUGUAGAUGAAGAUAUACUGUGCAUAUGAAAGGUGCAAAGAUGUGCUUCUACAGUCUAGUACUUGUGUGGACACUAGCGGUCAGCUUUUUUUUUUUUUUCUCUUCUCAAAUGUUUAGCCAUAAACGAAAUGUACACGUUGUACCUUUACCCCCCCAUAUGUACUCCAUCAGCCUGGGCUUGGCGUUUGUACAUACUUGACUUAAAAGACUUUGGAGGAAGCGGUAGCUCCAUGGUCAAGGCUUUGGGCUGCUGAAUGAAUGAACGAAGGAUGUGAGUAAUGAACAAGCUCUCACAGUUGCAUCCUUGAGAUGCAAGACUUUUAACAAUUAAAAGCUCAGAUGGAUCCUGUCUCAACUGUAAGUCAGCUAAUGAGCAAAGAUCUGGUUCUGUAGUAACGUUAUACAUACACUCAACUUCACGGAGGGAAAUAUACAAAUGAGUUAGGUCUUAAAUUCGCUUGUAACCUACAGUGAAACGUUAGGCCAAACCCCCUCCACCCUAUCUGUGCCUGAUGUUCGGAGCGAUUUUAAACUUUCCUGAGGGGGUAGUAAAGGAGAUUUCGGCUUCAAUUUGUCCAUUUUUAGUUACAGUUAACGUAUAUAAUCAUUUAUGUUUUUGUUUUAUUUUUUUGCACAAUGCUUUCUUCAGUCUCAGUAAUUCCAACUGGGACAUUGUGUAAAUUUUCAUUUUUGGUGAAGCACUUCAUUGGUUAUUCCGUGGACAUGUACCAUCAGUGUCCCUUCUCCUGUUUUGACUCAGACCAAAGAGAGGUGUGUUUAAUCCGCCCUCUCUGUCUCUUGAUGAUUGGAUUGCAUGUGAUGAGUGUAAGCCUUCAUUUCAUACAAUGCACUUUAUCCAGUCUUUGCUGUUGUCGGUGGCUGACAAUAAAUGUAUAUUUGUGUGGGUGUGUUUGGGUGUGUGUGUGUGUGGAUAUGUUUGUGAGAAAACGUGUGCAUGUGGAACAGACCAGAAGUGAAUGCCAACUCCUACUACAGACUACUCAGCUACUAUUACAGAGGAACGUACGCCGUUCCUCACAAUCCAAAUACUCUGUACAGGAAAAGAUCUCUGUUCGGUGUUCUUCAGGUGUUCUUCCUUCUUCUCUAUACCCAACAGUGGGUCAUUUCCACUGUUUUUAUUUUUUAUUUCAGAUGGAUUCUAUGCAAUUUGAGGGUUGUUGUUUUUUUGUUUUUGGAUCAAAUCUCUGGGUAGCUGGUAGGUUUGAGCUGGAAUGCAUGUGUGAGUUCCUCCUCAGGUGUUUUAGUGAGGAACUGCAUCAGAGUUGCUGCUGUUAUAAGCGAAUGAGCUCCUGGUUUAGAUCAGGUAUAGGGUAAGAGGUAAUACGUGUGUGUGCGCGAGAAUGUGUGUGCAUGUGUGUGUGUUUGUGGGGAAAAAUAAAUCUAUGAAUAAAAGUUACUAAGUCAGUUGGACCUUGUUGAGCUUGCAGGUUUCUUUAACGUGAGCCGUGCACGUGAUCUUCAGGAGCCCUGAAACCGAGGCACGGUGUUCAGAUUUGUCUUAAGGAAUGAGUGAUUACGCUGUACUAAAGGAUUUCAACCGAAAGAUGUAAAGGAGAGCUGUAACAAAGCAAUUUCCGAAGUGAAAUACUGUACCAUUGAUGUAAAUGGAAAGAUUAUUUUAAAUCCCUGUAAAUAAAACUGUACAAAAAAAAAAGAUUGAAAGUGAGAAGAUGUUAAUAUCAGUCUGCGAUGCAGGAAAAUAUGGAUCUGUAUAUUGGUGAAUAAAUCUUGUGCUGUAACAGA